GAAGGAAAAGGAAAAAAAAAAAAAAAAAAAAAAAGGGAUGAGUUGCAGAGCCCUGACCCUCGCCUUUUCUAGUCCCCAAAUCUGCUGUUUAUCCAAAAACCCUAACUCUACCUCUCGUUCCCAAAUCGAACGCUCCUUGCUCUGCUCCACUCGGUCCCUGAGCGUCAGGAGCUGCUCCUCUUCAUGGCGCCAGACCUCGAGCCAUUUGGAUCUCCCGCUCCUCCCAUUUCAAUCCGAGGAGGUUCUAGUUCCAUCAGAGUGCAAGACCCUGCACUUGUAUGAAGCAAGAUUUUUGGCAUUGCUUGAAGAGUUACUGCUUGCAAACAAAAAGACUUUUGUGCACUUUGUACUGGAGCCGAUCAUUACUGGUAGAUCUUCAUCUGGAGCAUCUCUUUCUGCCAGAUAUGGUUGUUUGGUCCUCAUAGAGAAAAUUGAGCGUUUGAAUACUGGAGCACUGGUUUCUAUACGAGGCGUUGGUCGUGUUGGCAUUAUGGAUAUUAUUCAGAUGGAACCCUACUUGAGAGGGACUGUGAUACCGAGACAAGACAAAGUUUCUGAUCUCGAGAGGGAAAUGCAACCUAAACUACAGGAAUUAAGGGAGUAUCUUUGUAGUCUGCAAGCUUUGCAACUCAAACUUAAGGCGUCAAAGGAUGAACAGUUGCAAACUCAAAUAAAAGACUCGUUGUUAUGGGCUGAAAGAGAAGCUUAUGAGGAUUGUGAUCAAUCUUUUGUUCCAAAAUUUGAUGAGCGCUUGUCUUUUGCGGCACUUCAACCUGUUUCAGGAUUCUCUCAAUCAGAAACCUUCUCUUUGCAGAAGGAAAAGUUAAGAGCAAUGGAUAUGAGAGACACAUAUGAGAGGCUAGAAAUGGGCAUUAAGUUUGUUCAACAGAAUAUUGCAACAGUAGCAGCUAAGCUUGCAAUACAAUCUUUGGAUUUGUAAUUUUGUUGAUCAUGCCAAAUGCAGUACUAUCUUUGGAUAUGUAAUCAUGUUGAUCAUGCCAAAUGCAGUUGCACCUUGCUUUCCAAAUGAACCAAGAACUUGUUGAGGCAAAAACUCACUGAGUAGGGAGUUGAAAGGUGAGCACAUUCACUGAUCCAACCAUGGGAUCCGUGAAGGAGAAUCUUUGUUCUGAUUGCGCUUAGCGUUGGAUUUUACUGCAUUUUGUUUCAAACUCUAGUAUUUAUAUUGCUGUAUGUAUAUACACAGUUCUGCGCGGAUAUCUUCAUCGUUUGUUUUGUGGACGAAACACGGAGUUCCAUCUAUUGCGGUUAUAGAUUCUUUGUUGUAUGA
Asparagus officinalis (garden asparagus) is the source of this 1291-nucleotide messenger RNA. RefSeq lists its product as uncharacterized. The record is from RefSeq and is a predicted model, not a curated record. Lineage: Eukaryota; Viridiplantae; Streptophyta; Magnoliopsida; Asparagales; Asparagaceae. Bases 38 to 940 code for a protein of 300 amino acids. The transcript is spliced from 7 exons.